This is a messenger RNA of Caenorhabditis sp. 36 PRJEB53466, 898 nucleotides long. The record is from the annotation of a GenBank genome assembly. NCBI's taxonomy places the organism in Eukaryota, Metazoa, Nematoda, Chromadorea, Rhabditida, Rhabditidae.
AUGAGUGACAAGGGAGCCACGGCGCACUUUGCCGCCUACAGUGCCAUCGCAAUCUGUGCCGUCAGCAUUGCUUCCAUCGUCUUCUACCUACCUUACAUGUUCGCUCAGCUCAACAACGUUCGAGCUACUCUUGCUUUCAACAUGGAGGAGUUCAACACUCUUCAGGUAUGUAUUUGUAUUCGUUUCUAAUCUAAAACAAACAUUUCAGGCCGAGGUUUGGGGGGAUAUGGUUCAUCUUCGUGGAGAGGUGCCAGGAAUCAAGAGACACACGGUCAAGAGACAAGCUGGCAACGAGCAGUGCAAUUGUGACGAGCAGAACUUGUGCCCAUCAGGACCAAAGGGACGGCCAGGAGCUGACGGACUCGACGGACUUCCAGGAACUCCGGGAGAGCAGGGAGAACAAGGACUGGCUGGAAUCACUCCGGAAGCCGAGAAGGCGAAGGACGGAUGCAGAGUGUGCCCUCCUGGACCAUCAGGACCACCAGGAUACCCAGGACAACCAGGACCACAGGGUCUUCCAGGAAACCAAGGAGAGCAAGGAGAGAUCGGACGCGAAGGAUCGCCAGGUCCACAAGGAGCGCCAGGAGACAUGGGAAUGAUGGGCGAAGCAGGAAAGGAAGGCGAGAAGGGAGUGCCAGGACGCGAGGGUGUUCGCGGCGAGAAGGGACCUUCCGGACCACCAGGACUGCCAGGACUUGUCGGACCAAAAGGAUUCUCCGGAAACAGCGGACCACCGGGUAAUCCAGGAGAGCCAGGACCGGAAGGAGAGCAGGGACCGCCGGGCAAGGACGGAGCUCCAGGAUACGACGGAGGUUUCGGCAACUACGGAGAGCCAGGACAGCCAGGAGAGGACGCCGGAUACUGCAAGUGCCCAGCUCGCAAGCAGAGAAAACAUUAG